GUCCCACGGUUCUUGAACGCGACAUGUCGCACCAACGAAGAAGAAGGACAGCCAACCGCAGCAGCAGCAAAUCCGUUGUGGUUGUUCGCAGUAGUGUCAUGGCGGCGGUGCAAGGCUUACGGGCAAUGGUGAAAUCGGACAGCGGCUCCGACCGCUCCGACUCUCAGUCGGACUCGGAGUCCGACAGAGGUACCCGCGAGGCCGAACCCAUGGAGGUGGAGGAAGGAGAGCUGGAGGCGGAAGACAUCUCCGUCAACCGGUCCUUGAAAGAGCUGCUGCCGGAUACCAGCAGGCGGUAUGUGAACAAAGCUGGAGCUUUCAUCACCGGGAUUGAUCUCAAUUCAAAGGUGGCCAUCAUGAGGAAAGAGGAGCGAGCGAGGCGUUUCAACUUCCGCGGUGAGGUGAGCGCCACUCAGCGCAACAUCUUCCUGGAUAAAGAUGCUGUAAAGAAAGCUAUCCCCAAAAUUCGCAUGGAGGCCGUCCACGUCACGGGCGUCGAUGACAUGAGCACCCAGGACAUCUUUGGGUAUUUUAAGGAAUAUCCCCCCGCACAUAUCGAGUGGAUCGACGACACUUCCUGCAAUGUGGUUUGGCUGGAUGACAACACGGCCAUCAGAGCAUUCAUCAACACCAGCCAAAUGCCUGAGCCUCACACUGUUGCCACGGAUACUGGAAGUGUCCACCAGAUGGGCAAGCCCAGCAAAGGUUGUCGGAGUCAAGGGUCAGACGACGAUGUUGACAAUGAUGACGAAGAGGGUGAGGUGGAUGACGUGGGGAAAAAGAGCAGUGUGGAAAGUCCCAAAGACAGCGAUGGGAAAGCGACGGACACGAUGAAGGUGGAGGCUGCUCAGGGGGAUGACCUGUCGCAAGCCGAGAGGGAAUCUCUGCUGAGGAACGACCCGCGUCCUGCCAUCAAACCCUUUAAAGGAAACCAGAUCCUUCUGCGCUUUGCCACUGAAGAUGACAAGAAAGAGCUGGGUGCUGCCCGCCGCAGUCGAUACUACAUGAAGUAUGGGAACCCGAAUUAUGGAGGCAUGAAGGGAAUCCUCAGCAACUCCUGGAAGAGGAGGUUCCACAGUCGACGGAUCCAGCGAGAUGUCAUCAAGAGCAAGAAACCUCUCAUUGGCGACAGCAUGGGACACACUCCACCGUACACUCAUCGACACUCUGCCGACCUGGUCAAUCUCCCUGAGGAGCCUAUCAAGGAAGAGGAGGAAGAGGAGGAGGAGGAGGAGGACUACGGUGAUGAGGACAUGGACUCAGACGACCGGGUGGUAGAAUUCAAAGAGAAAGGAGACAAAGGUGCCGUGUCCUCUCGACCCCCGCCGAUGGGGCCCCGUAGCAGGGGUGAGCGGUCCCCGUCGCCCUGGUCCGAGUCUGAUGAGAUGGACUAUGACCUGGAACUGAAGAUGAUCUCCACACCAUCCCCGAAGAAGAGCAAGAAGAUGACGAUGUAUGCUGACGAGCUGGAGAGCCAGCUGAAGAGCAUUAGGAACAGGGUGGGAGAGUCCGCAUCACAAAGCAGGGCAAAGUCCCCAUCACCCAGCAAAGUGACAGACGUGCGGCAGCUGCUCGAGGAGAAGCGACAGGGGCUGUCUCAGCACAGACCGCAGACCCUGGCGGUGAAGAGUGGCAAGACAGACGUCCGACAGCGACUUGGGAAGAGGCGGUACUCCCCAGAAAGAAGGCACUCCCCCUCCCCCGUCUCCCCCAGGGACGCGCCUCACCCCACCAGAGAGCCAAUCAGUGACGUCCACCGCCGACUGGGCAUCGUCAGCCGGGACAGAAGCGGCGCAUCCAAGUCAUCCAAAGACAGAAAGACGAGCAGCCUAUGGAGCCGACUGGGUGACAAAGACGAAAAGGUGGGAGAGCGCAGGCCGAGCAGCGGGUCGUCGGGACUUUUCUCGUCGUCGCGGCGUAGCAGGAGACGCCGAGGAAAGAGAGCAGAGGAGGGGAGGGAGAAGGAAGGCGAGGAAGACGACGACUCAACGCUGCAGAAGGUUUGGGGCGCCAUGAUCAAGAAGAAGCAAGAGCGCCUCAGCCACAAGUUGAAGAAGAGCCGCCUGGACAACCUGCCGUCGUUGCAGAUUGAGAUCAGCCGAGACAGCAGCGAGGACUCUGACGCCUGACUCUAAAACUUGAAUAUGGCGGGGAUUUGAUUGCGGGGCAAAGUCAGUCCUGUCCGUGGAUGGAUGACUGAGAGGAUCAACUCGGCACAUUCUCUGGACCCUCCAACUGGUCCCCCCCUGCCCCUCGUGUGUCACAUUAUUUCUUUUAAUACAGAACAUCCAAUGUUUGCUUUGGGUGGCAUUCAACUUUACUUUUAUAUUUUGAAUUCAAUUUACUCGUUGAAGAACUUUGUACAGGUAACAGAAGAACAGUUUUUAUGAAAGGACCAUUCGACCGUGACGUUGUUUGAUGACGGGAAGUUAAUGAGGAAACAUUUUGUUAAAGUAAGCAUUUAUAGCAUCAUGGGGGAGCUUCUCAAACCACCGUUGCUCUUUACAGUGUAAUGCCUCCUACUUUUACGCUGCAGACAGAACCACCCAAAUGGGACCUAAUGUUUUAUUUCAUCAACACAAAAUAGUUAUUUGUGUGUGGAACAGUUGUGGCUAAUACACACAAGGCCUACCAUGCAAUUCAAGAAACCUCAACCAGGGACAAAACCUUGAACUCCCAAUACUAAUUUUGUAUCAAAAUAAUAUUCCCCACAUCUGAGAGCUCAAAAUUAGGUUUGUACACGUAAAUGCUUCGCUGUGGUUGAUAUGUUUUCUUUUUUUUUUUUUUUUUUUAAUAUGCACAUGCCCUCGGGGAAAAAUUAGCAUCACAAGACACAAGUGUAAGCCCCCCUCUUUUUCCGACAAAUUUCAGCCAAGACAUUUUAGUAAUAGGCCUUUAAAAAAAAAAAAAAAAAAAAAACCUGGUAAAACUCCAGAGAGCAGUAAUGGACUGAUUGUACUUUUGAAUGAAUGAUGAGGAGAGCUUCCAUUUGAAAUAAAACAUGGCCCGAUUUUUUUCAAAUUCCAAGACGCGGUGCUCUUUGGUAAUGAGGCUGUCUUCAAUUGAAGUC
Messenger RNA from Syngnathoides biaculeatus (alligator pipefish), 3070 nucleotides. It is a transcript of the gene ncbp3, whose product is annotated as nuclear cap binding subunit 3. The coding region runs from base 24 to 2129 and encodes 701 amino acids. NCBI's taxonomy places the organism in Eukaryota, Metazoa, Chordata, Actinopteri, Syngnathiformes, Syngnathidae. Gene Ontology annotation, cellular component: cytosol; nucleus. The transcript has 13 exons. The record is from RefSeq and is a predicted model, not a curated record. Gene Ontology annotation, molecular function: mRNA binding; RNA 7-methylguanosine cap binding.